Molecule: messenger RNA, 1508 nt
Organism: Seriola dumerili (greater amberjack)
Lineage: Eukaryota; Metazoa; Chordata; Actinopteri; Carangiformes; Carangidae
Gene: cacng4
Product: calcium voltage-gated channel auxiliary subunit gamma 4
Exons: 4
Coding region: 246-1253 (335 amino acids)
Biological process (GO): neurotransmitter receptor internalization; calcium ion transmembrane transport; regulation of AMPA receptor activity
Cellular component (GO): voltage-gated calcium channel complex; postsynaptic density membrane; AMPA glutamate receptor complex
Molecular function (GO): channel regulator activity; voltage-gated calcium channel activity
Source: RefSeq, a predicted model, not a curated record
UUAAGAUGAAGACAUGGCUAGACGAAAACUGCUUUUUGGUCAAGCUCUGUAACUUGGAUUGAACUCCGACCGAAGUUUAGGAGGGAGAGGAACUCCGAUUAAGCAGUUGAGGAUCGAAGGCUUUGACUUGAUGAGAGGGAAAAACCGCGAGAUGCGAGCGCGUCUUCUGACCAUAACCAUGGGCACCGUGCGCUCCUCGCCUUGUGCGUAAGCUGCUGUGGACGGUCCACACAUUAUGAGACGCAAUGGCAUGGUGUGACCGAGGGGUUCAGACUUUGCUGGCCAUCGUAGGGGCCUUCGCCGCCUUCAGCCUCAUGACCAUCGCCAUCGGCACCGACUACUGGCUUUACUCUCGUGCGUACAUCUGCAACGCCACUAAUGUCACCACGGACGAGACCCAGAUGCAAACCAAGAAAGUCAAAGGCGAUCUGACGCACUCUGGACUGUGGAGGAUCUGCUGUAUCGAAGGUAUCAACAAAGGAAGCUGUUUUCGGAUCAAUCAUUUUCCAGAGGAUAAUGACUACGAUACAGACAGCUCUGAGUACAUCUUACGUAUAGUGCGCGCAUCAAGCCUAUUCCCCAUUCUCAGCACCAUCCUGCUGAUGCUGGGUGGCCUGUGUGUCGGGGUGGGCCGCAUCUACAGCAGCAAAACCAACAUCCUGCUUAGUGCUGGCAUCCUGUUUGUGGCUGCAGGCCUGAGCAACAUCAUCGGCAUCAUCGUCUACAUCUCCAGCAACGCCGGCGAUCCAAGUGACAAGAAAGAUGAGGACAAGAAGAACCAGUACAACUACGGAUGGUCCUUCUACUUCGGCGCCCUCUCCUUCAUCGUGGCUGAGUCCGUGGGCGUUCUUGCCGUCAACAUAUAUAUCGAGAAAAACAAAGAGACACGCUUCCGAGCCAAACACGACUUCAUGAAAACCAUACCCUCCUCUUCACCUUACUCUCGCAUCCCAAGUUACCGCCACAGACGAAGGCGCUCACGCUCUAGUUCAAGGUCGACUGAUCCAUCCCGCGACCCCUCCCCGGUGGGGAUGAAGAUCGGUGGAGGAAGUGGUGGUGGAGGAGGAGGGUUGGCAAUGGGGUUGCCGAUGGGGGAUAUAUCCCUGUAUGCCCUUAGUAGGGACCCUCUGAAGGGUGGUAGUGGGACUGCAGGGCCCUACAGUCCUGAGAGGGACUCUGGGUUUUUACAAGUCCACAACUGCUUCCAGAAAGAUCUGAAAGACGGAGUAAACAGGAGGACCACGCCGGUAUGAGGUCAGGAGUGUAUUAAAAGUGUAAAACAAUAAGCUUGAUGGAGCGCACUAGAUUUAGUACAGUUGAUGAGAAAGGACAAUUCCUCCCUGAGGCUGUUCAGGCAGCAGCGGUGCUGAAAGGUCAGAGCUCAAAAUUGUUUUUCUUGCGUCCCUCUGUGACAGAAAAGUGCCAAUCUGUGUUUCAUUUGAAGGAAGAGGGGAACUGAUAUCAAAAUAACUUUUUAUUAUAUGACUCAAUAUCUUUAAAAAGUGGAU